Perca flavescens (yellow perch) is the source of this 2475-nucleotide messenger RNA. It is a transcript of the gene fggy, whose product is annotated as FGGY carbohydrate kinase domain containing. Gene Ontology annotation, biological process: pentose metabolic process; carbohydrate phosphorylation. NCBI's taxonomy places the organism in Eukaryota, Metazoa, Chordata, Actinopteri, Perciformes, Percidae. Bases 130 to 1782 code for a protein of 550 amino acids. The record is from RefSeq and is a predicted model, not a curated record. Gene Ontology annotation, molecular function: D-ribulokinase activity. The transcript has 17 exons. Gene Ontology annotation, cellular component: cytoplasm.
CUUUGCCCUUUUUGGUCGGUUUCGCGUUCCGUCGCAGCCACCAUCUCCAGCACAAAGUACGCUUACCAGAAACUCAGAAGUGAUGUUUCCUGCGCUGAAAUGAGAUUUUGAUCUGCCGCUCGUCUCCUCAUGGCGGAGGUCUAUUAUGUUGGGGUGGACGUGGGCACUGCCAGUGUGAGGGCUGCACUGGUGACCAGAGCUGGUCUGAUAAAGAGCACUGCAGAGGAGCCCAUCAGCAUCUGGGAGCCCCAGUCUGACUACUAUGUCCAGUCCUCCACUGAGAUCUGGGAGAAAUGCUGCACAGUUGUCAAGCGAGUUACCCAAAGUGUGGAGAGGAGUCAAGUACGAGGGAUCGGCUUUGAUGCCACCUGCUCAUUAGUGGUUUUGGACCAAGGCUUCCAGCCUGUGCCAGUCUGUCAGGAUGGUGACAGACAAAGGAACGUGGUGAUGUGGAUGGACCAUCGCGCUGAAGAGCAGGCUGCUCGUAUAACCAACACAGGCCACAGAGUCCUGAGCAGGGUGGGAGGGGUCAUGUCACCAGAGAUGCAACCGCCUAAGCUGCUCUGGCUCAAAGAGAAUCUGAGAGAAAGCUGCUGGAACAAAGCUGGACACUUUUUCGACCUUCCAGACUUCCUGUCUUGGAAGGCAACAGGCUCUUUGACACGGUCUUUAUGUACUCUGUUGUGUAAAUGGACGUAUUGCCCUCCAGAAGGAUGGGAUGCUGGUUUUUGGACUAGCAUUGGAAUGGAGGAUAUCCUCGAAAACAACUUUUCCAAAAUAGGCAGCACGACGUGUUCUCCAGGGAUCCCGUUGGGAGACGGACUCACCCAGGAGGCAGCAGCAGAUUUGGGUUUGGAGCCGGGAACUGCAGUUGGUGCUUCUGUCAUUGAUGCUCAUGCUGGAGGCCUUGGCGUGAUGGGUGCAGAUGUAAAAGGCUUUCACUUACCCUGUGAGGACCAACCAAUCACCUCCCGCAUGGCGAUGAUCUGUGGAACGUCAACCUGUCACAUGGCGAUCAGCGAGCAGCCCCUGUUUGUGCCAGGAGUGUGGGGGCCCUGCUUGUCUGCCAUGGUGCCGGGCAUGUGGCUCAACGAGGGAGGACAGAGUGCUACAGGAAGGCUGAUCGAGCACAUGGUGAAGGGCCACGCCGCCUACACACAGCUCCAGGAAGAGGCUCGGCAGAGAGUUCCCUUCACUGGCGUGAACAUCUACAGCUAUCUGAACAGCCAUCUGAGUUCAAUGGCUAACUCCCGUACUACUGUUGACCUGCUGGCCUCCAGUCUUCAUGUGUGGCCGGACUUCCAUGGGAAUAGAUCGCCCCUGGCUGACCCCACCUUGAAAGGCAUGGUGAUCGGACUGCCCCUGUCCCAAACCUUGGAUGACUUGGCCCUGCUCUAUUUGGCCACUAUACAAGCCCUUGCUCUUGGUACUCUUCAUAUUCUGGAGGCCAUGAAAGACGCAGGGCAUGACAUCAGAACCCUCUUCCUGUGUGGUGGGUUGAGCAAAAACGCCCUGUUUGUCCAGAUACACGCCAACGCUACAGGAUUGCCUGUGGUGUUGCCUGACCAGACAGAGGCGGUGUUAUUAGGUGCAGCAAUCCUGGGUGCAUGUGCAUCACAGGACUACAGCACUAUACAGGAGGCAAUGAAGGGAAUGGCUAAAGUGGGGAAAGUUGUUCAGCCUGACUAUGAGCUCCAGAGCUUCUAUGAGAGAAAGUACAAAGUGUUUCUGCGACUGUUCGCCCACCAGAGGGAGUACCAGGCCCUCAUGAACCAGGGAUGACACUGCUGGUGGGAGGCGGCUGAGCUGGAACUGACUCUCUCUGACUUCCCAAGAUCAAAGUUGAUAAGCUCAUCACUGAUGCUGUGGACACGGUGAGAGGGAACGCCAAAUCCCAGACAGCUGAGUUAACAGCCGCCUUCAAACAGAACUACCUUAUGAUAGAGAAAGGACAUGGAGAGUGCUGCUGGCCAAAGCUAACAAACUCAUGCAGGUGCUUCUGAAAGGUAGUGUCCAGAAGUCACGACAGAGCAAUUUUUAUUGUUUGCUAAAUCAUUCUUUAGGCUAAAAAAAAUUAAGCUUAAUCCUUUCAUUGUCCCACACAGGUGACAUUUUUUAUAUCAGACACUCAACCUUCAGAGUAUAGAUACAGUAAAUCAACAAGACUUUUAGUGAAAUGUAUAGUUUGGCCUGGAAAACCCAAUGCAAAGUUAAAAUAGUUAAACUAAUCAGUUAUGUGAAAGUAGACAAUUCUACGUGUACUAAACAGUUUAAACAUGUGUAACUAACUGUGUUUAAUGGAGUACACCUGUCAGAUAAAAUGAGUACACAGGCAUGGAAAUAACAUUGUUUGCAUCCUUUGCGUAACUAGCAACGUACACCUUUUCCUCUUACAUCCAAAAAGAUGUGCAUAGGUAGACAAUACAUAUAUGAUAGCACUGUUACAAAACAGAAACUUCUCUGCCAUACUGUAUA